AUGGCGACCGGACGCGGUCGGAUCCUGCAGCAGCACUUGCCGGGCCUCCAGCCUCUGGGCUGGCCUCUCCGCGGCGGCGGCGCGGGGCGAGGGAGCGCGGGCCCGGCUGUGGGGCGCGCCGGGGCCUCCCGCUUCAGAAUGCCUUCAGAAAUUUUGCUGAAGAUAUUUUCCUACUUGGAUGCUGUGAGCCUGCUGUGUACCGGAUGUGUGAACAGACGCCUUUAUCAUCUGGCCAAUGACAAUUUUAUUUGGAUCAGAAUCUACUCAGCUUCAUUUCCACCUAAAAGGUCUAAUUGGAAAUUUAACUCCAUAGAGGAAACAGCGGUGUCUCUGAGUGCACUGUCAGUUGAGGAUAAAGAAGCUGGAUAUUGGAAGACGGAAUAUAUUGCAAGACAAAUGGCGUCUGUAAAAGCCACACUAGCUCAGGUUCUCAAACCUGUCAACCCUUACACAGGCCUUCCUGUGAAGACCAGAGAGGCCCUCAGAAAAUCUGGUUUAGGUUGGGCAAUUAUAUUGAAAGAGAAAAAUGGAAAAGAGUAUGUCAUGAAGCAUGCUGAUCUUUCCAUAAAUGACACCUCAGUGACCGUGGUGUGGUAUGGCAAAAGUUGGCCCUGUCUAGCGUCAUUGUCAACCUUAGAGUUGUAUGGUCUGACACCAGUUUUUAUGGACUGGUGUAAACCCCCCACCAGAGAUAGACCUCGAUGGCACUCCCUGAUUACAAAGUACCACCUGAGCCAUUUAACUGAAUCCAACCUGAUUGGCUGCGACAGACUUGUCCGGGUCUUCUGCCUACACCCCGGCCUUCUGGUGGGGCUGUGGAAGAAGGAGGAAGAGCUGGCUUUUGUUAUGGCAAAUCUUCAUUUCCAUCACCUUGUGGAGAGGAGCACAUUAGGCUCGGCUUCUGUCCCCUUCGAGCCGCCUGCUCACAGCCCCUACCUGGACGACAGCCCUGAGUGUGGCCUGCACGGCUACCAGCUCCACGUCGACUUGCACAGCGGAGGGGUUUUCUUCCUCUGUGGCACAUUCCACAACCUCUUCAUCAAGAAAGGAAUCAUUGAAAAUGGAUAUGUGAAGCUCAUUAUCAUAAAUUUUAAAAAUGACAGAGAACACUUACCUCUCAUUGGAAAAGUUGGCUUCUCCUGGAGAACUGAUGUUUUUGAUGGCUGUAUAAAGAGCUGUUUCAUAAUGGACAUAACUCUCUUGGAUGAAUAUGGGAGGCCCUUUUGGUGUUUCAGUUCCCCAGUCUGCAUGAGACCUACCACACCCUCUGACGGCCCCAGUUUCCUGGGACAGACGUACCAUGUGGAAUACGUGGACACGGAAGGACAGGUGCAUGUGGAGCUGGUGUGGAUAGAGGAGACGGAAGAGUUCUUUGUCGUCAGCCUGGUCCUUUACCUGAGCAUAGGAAAAAUAAACCACUGGUUUGGGACAAAAUACUGA
Molecule: messenger RNA, 1440 nt
Organism: Otolemur garnettii (small-eared galago)
Lineage: Eukaryota; Metazoa; Chordata; Mammalia; Primates; Galagidae
Gene: FBXO15
Product: F-box protein 15
Exons: 9
Coding region: 1-1440 (479 amino acids)
Molecular function (GO): protein binding
Source: RefSeq, a predicted model, not a curated record